AUGAACACACUCGACUACCAAAUCCUGCGCAACUGCGCCAUUGAUAUUAUAAUUGGCAUGCUUGGGCUCUCCUACUUUGUCGUUUAUCUACUACUAUUUUUGAUUUUCCAUUUUCCUUCAACUCAAGACUCGAUCCCAUAUGCCCUGGCAGUCAUCGCCUUUGGUGGAGGAAUCGCUUUGUGGUAUCUAUGUGUUGUCAUCCAGAAUGGUUUCCGCGUGCUCCACAACCAAAAAAAAAACAGACAACCAGUAUCUCUGUGGUUUGUUGGUCUGUUCCUCAUCUGGACCGCUGCCCUUCCGACCAUCGCGUUUCUCUUUCCAGCCCAACCGUCGCUACAACUUGGAUACGCAUCAGCCUUCACCGUGAUUGUUGUUGGAAGCCUCCCUGAUGGCUACCUCAAAGAUGGCACUGUAUCCUUCCGGGGCCGAUUCUCCCUCCAGUAUGCGUCAGUGGGCCUAUUGGCUCUAGUGCCCACCAUUCAUACAUUGGCCGAACCGCUCCACGAUCCCUCCCCACUGGCCACUGCAUUCUGUCGACUGCUGUUCAUCAAUUUCUUCGGUUGUGUUUUCUACGUUUGUCGUCCUCUUGAGAGAAUUGGAAUGACGCGGAUUGGGCAGCCCACUCUACACGGCAUGUACCUGAUCGCAACAUACAGCCUCGUGGAGUAUUCCAAAGUAGUCAUGCAGGUAGCAAUUCCUUACAUGUCUUGA
This is a messenger RNA of Penicillium arizonense, 711 nucleotides long. RefSeq lists its product as uncharacterized. The transcript has a single exon. Lineage: Eukaryota; Fungi; Ascomycota; Eurotiomycetes; Eurotiales; Aspergillaceae. Bases 1 to 711 code for a protein of 236 amino acids. The record is from RefSeq and is a predicted model, not a curated record.